Tauraco erythrolophus (red-crested turaco) is the source of this 15942-nucleotide messenger RNA. Lineage: Eukaryota; Metazoa; Chordata; Aves; Musophagiformes; Musophagidae. The record is from RefSeq and is a predicted model, not a curated record.
GAGCAGUCGUGCAUUCCCCGCCUCGCCUCGGGUGUAGGGAUUGCAAAAAAACAAAACUACACUGUCAAGACUGUGUAGUUUUGUUUUUAUGAUUAGAGGCUCUACAAUUCUCAUGCUGGGAUUGUCUAAAAAAAUCUUACUCUGGAUAAGGACGUCGUUCAAGAAGAUUUCGUUGGGCUUAGCCCACUCUUACAGGCACUUUGAGAGAUCAGAGUGCCUGUAAAGAUGACGACGAAAGCACCAACAUUUACGCAGCCGUUACAAAGUGUUGUGGCACUGGAGGGUAGUGCCGCAACCUUUGAGGCUCAUAUUAGUGGUUUCCCAGUUCCUGAGGUGAGCUGGUUUCGGGAUGGCCAGGUUCUUUCUGCUGCAACUCUGCCCGGUGUGCAGAUCUCGUUUAGUGAUGGCCGCGCUAAACUGGUGAUCCCCACCGUGACAGAAGCAAACAGUGGAAGAUACACCGUACAAGCCACCAAUGGAUCUGGGCAAGCAACUAGUACUGCUGAGCUACUUGUCACAGCUGGAACAGCACCACCAAACUUCUCACAACGACUACAGAGCAUGACUGUAAGGCAAGGAAGUCAAGUUCGGCUUGACGUGAGAGUGACUGGAAUCCCUACACCUGUGGUGAAGUUCUAUCGGGAAGGAGUAGAAAUCCAAAGCUCCCCCGAUUUUCAAAUUUUACAAGAAGGAGACCUUUACAGCUUAAUAAUUGCAGAAGCAUACCCUGAAGACUCCGGUACCUAUUCAGUAAAUGCCACAAAUAAUGUGGGACGUGCUACUUCAACAGCUGAAUUGCUAAUUCAAGGUGAGGAAGAAGCCGUUCCUGCUAAAAAGACAAAGACAAUUGUUUCGACUGCUCAGAUUUCACAAACAAGACAAGCCAGAAUUGAAAAGAAGAUUGAAACCCACUUUGAUGCCAGAUCACUUACAAGUGUUGAAAUGGUCAUAGAAGGUGCAACAGCACAACAGCUCCCACACAAAGCACCUCCACGAAUGCUUCCUAGACCUACAUCAAAAUCACCAACCCCACCAGUAAUCGCUGCAAAAGCUCAGAUGGCACGACAGCAAUCACCAUCACCUGUUAGACAAUCACCAUCACCUGUAAGACAUGUCAGAGCACCAACACCGUCACCAGUAAGGUCAGUUUCUCCUGCUGGAAGAAUCUCCACCUCACCUAUUAGACCAGUGAAAUCUCCAUCUCCAAUCCGUAAAACACAUGUAGUGACAACAGCUGGGGCCGAAGUCCUUCCUCCUUGGAAGCAGGAAGGUUAUACUGCAACCACAGAAGCCCAGAUGAAGGAAACAAGAGUGUCUACAAGCUCUACCCAAAUAAGAACUGAAGAAAAAUGGGAGGGGAGAUACGGGGUCCAAGAACAAGUUACUAUUAGUGGUACCACUGCUGGCGAGGUUGCUGCUGGUGCUAGAGAGGUAAAAAAGGACACUGAAAAAACAGCAGCUGUUGCUACGGUUGUUGCUGCUGUGGAUCAAGCCAUGGUGAGAGAACCAGCUCCAGGUGUAGUAGAGCAAACCGCAAAAAGGACAGCAAUGACUGCAGUCCACGUUCAACCUGUUCAGGAGCAGAUGAGAAAGGAGGCAACGGUAGUAGUUACCAGUGACAAAGCCACAAAACAAACAGUAGCAUCAAGAACUAGAGAAGGAAUUGUUACUUCACAAGAACAAAGGCACAUCGCCCAUGAAAAGGUGAGAAAAGAACCAGAGAAAACUCCAGUACCCACACUAAUAAUUGCCACAGACAAAGCCAAGGAACACGAAAGAAUAUCAAGAGCGAGAGAAGAAAUAUCUACCAGACACGAACAAGUGCACAUUGCUCAUGAAAAGAUAAGAAAGGAAGAUGUGAAACCUGCUGUACCUAAGGUAGUAAUUACCACUGAUAAACCUAAACCACCGGUCAUAAUAUCGAAAAGUAAAGAAGGAAUUGCUACCAAACAAGAACAAGUGAGCAUAACCCAUGAAAAGAUUAAAAAGGAAGCUAAGAAAACUACUGUAGUUCCGAAAAUAAUUGCCACUGAUAAAACCAAGGCACCAGUCACAGUGUCCAGAACUAGAGAAGAAAUUACAGCCAAGCAAGAACAAAUUCAUCUAGCUUAUGAUCAGACCGAAGCUGGAAAAAGGGCUGAAGCUGUAGCUACAGUUGUUGCAGCAGUUGAUCAGGCACGUGUUCGAUCACCCUGGGAACCAGAACAUGCAGAUGAAGCUUAUGCAAAGCAGAAAACUUUAGAAUAUGGAUAUAAAGAGCACACUGUAACAGACCGUGUUGCUGAGGCCCCAGCAGAACGUCAUGUUGUCACUAAAGAAGUUAAAACUGUCUAUGUUCCUCCUGAGAAGCAUAUCUCAGCUGCUGAAAAGAAGGAAAUUCAGAUAUCAACAGAGAUAAAAAGAGCAACAGAAACUAAGACUGAGAAAACAAUUCAUGUUGAACAUCCACGACCCCGCACAGCAAGUCCUCAUUUCACAGUCUCCAAAAUUGCUGUUCCUAAACCGGAUCACACGUAUGAGGUUUCAAUAGCUGGAUCUGCCAUGGCUACUCUGGAAAAAGAGUUAUCAGCUACUUCUGCUGCACAAAAGAUCACCAAGCCUGUGAAACCACCUCAACUAAAGCCACAUGAAGUCAGGAUAAAAGCAGAGCCAGUUGCCCCUCCACAGUUUCCCUUUGGAGAGGCUCCGGAGACCUAUAAAAGUCGCUAUGAUGUUGAGACUGAAAAGGAGAUGGGUGUAAGCAUUAAAGGUGAAGCAGCACGGGAAGAACACUUGGUGUUGCGGAAAGAAAGUGAAGCAAAAGUGACAGAAACUGCCAGAGUUCCUGUGCCUGCAGAAAUCCCUGCUACUCCACCCACCUUAGUCUCAGGCCUCAAAAAUAAGACUGUGACUGAAGGUGAGUCUGUCACUCUGGAGUGCCAUAUCUCUGGUCAUCCUCAGCCUGCUGUGACAUGGUACAGGGAAGACUACAAGAUUGAGAGCUCAAUGGACUUUCAGAUCACUUUCAAAGCAGGGCUUGCUCGCCUUGUGAUUCGUGAAGCCUUUGCAGAAGACAGUGGAAGAUUUACCUGCACUGCUACCAAUAAGGCUGGCAGUGUUAGCACAUCUUGCCACUUACAUGUGAAAGUUUCAGAAGAAAUUGAGACUCGAGAAACCAUUUCUGAGAAGGCUGUUACAGAAGAGAAACGCUAUGUGGAGACAAAGGACAUUGUAAUGGAAGAUGUCUCUGCUGCAGCAGAGGAAGUAUCGGGAGAACCCAUACCUCCUUUCUUCAUAAGAAAACCCAUGGUACAUAAAUUAAUCGAAGGUGGGAGCAUUAUUUUUGAAUGCCAAGUAGGGGGCAACCCAAAGCCACAUGUCUACUGGAAAAAAGGUGGAGUUCCUCUAACGACUGGCUACAGAUACAAAGUGAGUUACAAAAGAGAAACCGGGGAAUGCAAACUUGAAAUUUCCAUGACUUUUGCCGACGAUGCCGGAGAAUACACUAUUGUUGUUCGUAAUAAACAUGGAGAAGCUUCUGCAACGGUCUCCUUACUAGAAGAAGCUGAUUAUGAGGCCUACCUAAAAUCGCAACAAGAAAUGAUGUACCAAACUCAGGUGACUGCAUAUGUACAGGAACCCAAAGUGGCUGAGGUUGCCCCAGCUAUUUCAUAUGGUGACUUUGAAAAAGAAUAUGAAAAAGAACAAGCGCUAAUUAGGAAGAAAAUGGCGAAAGAUACAGUGAUGGUCAGAACUUUUGUAGAAGAUGAGGAAUUCCAUAUUUCUUCUUUCGAAGAAAGACUUAUAAAGGAAAUUGAACUCAGAAUUAUUAAGACCACCUUAGAUGAACUUCUUGAAGAAGAUGGAGAGGAGAUGAUGAUUGAUAUUUCUGAAUCUGAAGCUAUAGAAGCAGGAUUUGACAUAAGAUUAAAGAAUUACAGAACUUUUGAAGGAACAGGAGUUACUUUCCAUUGCAAGAUGACUGGAUAUCCAUUGCCAAAGAUUGCAUGGUACAAAGAUGGUAAGCGCAUAAGGCACGGAGAGCGCUACCACAUAGAAGUUCUGCAAGAUGGCAGUGCCAGUCUGCGUUUGCCUGUUGUUCUACCUGAAGAUGAAGGAAUUUAUACUGCCUUUGCCAGUAAUAUGAAAGGAAAUGCUAUUUGCUCAGCAAAACUCUACGUUGAGCCAGUUGCACCCACUGCAACUCCAGGUUAUAUGCCAGGACCAGAAGUUAUGAGAAGAUACAGGUCUAUUUCUCCACGCUCUCCAAGCCGAUCUCCUGCCCGCAGUUCUCCUUCUCGUUCUCCUGGCCGCAGAUUAGAAGAAACUGAUGAAGGACAACUAGAGAGACUAUAUAAGCCAGUUUUUGUGCUGAAACCUACAUCAUUCAAAUGUUCACAAGGGCAAACAGCAAGAUUUGACUUAAAAGUUGUUGGCAGACCUAUGCCAGAGACAUACUGGUUCCAUAAUGGUCAACAAGUGGUUAAUGACUACACCCAUAAAAUAGUGAUUAAAGAAGAUGGAACCCAGUCAUUGAUCAUUGUUCCUGCUAUGCCAGAUGACUCUGGAGAAUGGGCUGUAAUUGCUCAGAAUAGGGCAGGCAAAGCUUCAGUCUCAAUGACACUGAAUGUGGAAGCUAAGGAAGACCUAGUCAGACCACACUUUGUGGAAAGGCUGAGGAACGUUAGUGUAAAGGAAGGCUCUAGACUGGAGAUGGCAGUGAAAGCUACUGGUAACCCUAAUCCUGACAUUGUAUGGCUGAAGAACAGUGACAUCAUUGUACCUCAUAAAUACCCCAAAAUAAAGAUUGAGGGAACCAAAGGGGCAGCUGCCCUUAAAAUUGAAUCUACUGCCAGACAAGAUGCUGCCUGGUAUACUGCUACUGCUAUCAAUAAAGCAGGGCGGGACACUACUCGAUGCAAAGUAAAUGUUGAAGUCGAACAUGCAGAACCUGAACCAGAAAGACGAUUAAUCAUUCCAAAAGGAACUUACAAAGCCAAGGAGAUUGCAGCACCAGAAUUGGAGCCUCUCCAUUUGCGUUAUGGUCAAGAGCAAUGGGAGGAAGGAGAUCUCUAUGACAAAGAAAAGCAACAGAAACCAUUUUUUAAGAAGAAGCUCACAUCUUUAAGGCUCAAGCAAUUUGGACCAGCACACUUUGAGUGCAGACUUACACCAAUUGGUGACCCAACUAUGGUGGUGGAAUGGUUGCAUGAUGGCAAGCCCUUGGAAGCAGCUAACAGACUGCGCAUGAUCAAUGAAUUUGGAUACUGUAGCCUGGACUAUGGAGUAGCCUAUUCCAGAGACAGUGGAGUGAUCACUUGCAGGGCAACUAACAAAUAUGGUACAGAUCAUACAUCCGCUACUCUGAUCGUGAAGGAUGAGAAAAGCCUUGUGGAAGAAUCCCAGUUGCCAGAAGGCAGAAGAGGACUGCAGCGAAUUGAAGAGUUAGAAAGAAUGGCCCAUGAGGGUGCUCUUCCUGCAGUUGCAGUGGACCAAAAGGAAAAGCAAAAACCAGAAAUUGUUUUGGUUCCUGAACCUGCAAGAGUCCUGGAAGGUGAAACAGCACGAUUCCGCUGCCGUGUGACUGGCUAUCCUUUGCCCAAGGUCAACUGGUACCUCAAUGGACAACUCAUCCGUAAGAGCAAAAGGUUUAGACUCCGUUACGAUGGAAUCUACUAUCUGGAUAUUGUGGACUGCAAAUCAUAUGACACAGGAGAGGUGAGAGUCACUGCAGAGAAUCCAGAGGGCUUUAUUGAACAUAAGGUGAGACUUGAGAUCCAGCAGAGGGAAGAUUUCAGAUCUGUUCUUCGUCGUGCUCCUGAGCCCAAACAUGAGCCUGUAGUGACAGAGCCUGGAAAACUUCUCUUUGAGGUACAGAAGGUAGACAAACCUGCAGAGGCAACAACGAAAGAAGUGGUUAAAUUGAAAAGGGCAGAAAGAAUCACUCAUGAGAAGCUUUCAGAGGAAUCUGAAGAGCUGCGUAGUAAAUUUAAGCGUAGGACAGAAGAGGGCUAUUAUGAAGCCAUCACUGCUGUGGAACUUAAGUCUCGCAAAAAAGAUGAAUCAUAUGAAGAACUGUUAAAAAAGACGAAAGAAGAACUUCUUCACUGGACCAAAGAGAUCCCAGAGGAAGAGAAGAAAGCACUUCCUCCUGAAGGCAAAAUCACCAUUCCAACAUUCAAACCAGAGAAGGUUGAGCUUAGUCCAAGCAUGGAGGCUCCCAAGAUAUUUGAACGAAUUCAAAGCCAGACUGUAGCCCAGGGGACAGAUGCACACUUCCGUGUAAGAGUGGUGGGAAAACCAGACCCUGAGUGCCUGUGGUUCAAAAAUGGUGUCCAGAUCGAAAGGACUGAUCGUGUCUAUUGGUACUGGCCUGAAGAUAAUGUUUGUGAAUUAGUCAUCAGAGAUGUGACUUCUGAUGAUUCUGCCAGCAUCAUGGUGAAAGCAGUCAAUAUAGCUGGUGAAACUUCUAGCCAUGCUUUCCUGUUAGUACAAGCCAAGCAGUUAAUCAGCUUCACCCAGAAGUUACAAGAUAUUGUUGCUAAAGAGAGAGACUCCAUGACUACAUUUGAAUGUGAGACAUCAGAACCCUUUGUCAAAGUGAAAUGGUUUAAGGAUGGAAUUGAGAUUCAUUCUGGAGACAAAUACAGGAUGCACUCAGACAGAAAGGCUCAUUUUCUUUCUGUACUAGCAAUUGAAAUGUCUGAUGCUGAUGACUACAGCUGUGCACUGGUAGAAGAUGAAUCCAUAAAAACUACUGCAAAGCUUACUGUUGAAGGCGCUGUGGUUGAGUUUAUUAAAGAACUUGAAGAUGUUGAAGUACCAGAAUCCUUCUCAGGUGAACUUGAAUGCGAGGUUUCUCCAGAAGAUGUGGAGGGGAAAUGGUAUCACGGCGAUGUUGAACUCACUUCUAAUCAUAAAUAUGUGAUUGCAUCCCGCCGUGGUCGCCAAAUCCUCACUAUUAAAGAUGUUAAUAAAGAUGAUCAAGGAGAGUAUAGCUUUGUUGUUGAUGGAAAAAGGACUCACUGCAAACUAAAGAUGAAGCCUCGUCCCAUGGCUAUUCUUCAAGGACUUACUGAUCAAAAAGUCUGUGAGGGAGAUAUUGUACAACUUGAAGUUAAAGUCUCCCUAGAAAAUGUGGAAGGUGUCUGGAUGAAAGACGGUCAUGAAAUUCAAUCAAGCGAUCGUAUUCAUAUUGUGUUGGACAAACAGUCACACAUGUUGCUGAUAGAAGAUGCAACAAAGGAAGAUAGUGGAUCUUACUCUUUUAGUGUUCCUGGUCUUGGACUGUCAACCACUGGACAGAUCACAGUGUACAGUGUGGAAAUAGUGGUGCCUCUGAAAGAUAUUCACACAGUUGAAGGAACAAAAGCUAUCCUUGAAUGCAAAGUUUCAGCACCUGAUGUGUCUUCCUCCAAAUGGUACCUAAAUGAUCAUCAGAUAAAGCCUGAUGAACGCGUACAAGCUGUAUGUAAAGGCACUAAACAGAGGCUAGUGCUUACCAGAACCCAUGCAUCAGAUGAAGGACGUUAUAAGCUAAUGGUUGGCAAAGUUGAAACAAGUUGCAAUGUCACGGUUGAAAAAAUUGAGAUUAUUAGAGGUCUUCAUGACAUUACCUGCACUGAAACACAGAAUGUGUCCUUUGAGGUUGAGCUCUCCCAUUCAGGGAUUGAUGUUAUUUGGCAUUUCAAAGGCCGAGAGAUCAAGGCUGGUCCUAAAUAUAAAAUUGAAUCACAUGGCAAAAUAUAUAAACUGACAGUGGUGAAGAUGAUGAAAGAUGAUGAAGGCGAAUAUGUAUUUUAUGCUGGAGAGAAGAAAACAUCUGGAAAGCUUAUAGUAGCAGGUGGUGCCAUUUCAAAGCCUCUCACUGAUCUGACUGUGGCUGAGUCCCAGACAGCUGUUUUUGAAUGUGAGGUGGCAAAUCCUGAAUCAGAUGGCCAGUGGCUAAAAAAUGGUAGACCAUUGCCCAUGACAGAUCAGUACCGUGCUGAAUCUGAUGGUGUAAAGAGAAGGCUCAAUAUCCCUGCCACAAAACUGGAUGAUAUGGGUGAAUAUAGCUAUGAAAUAGCAAGCUCAAAGACAUCCGCCAAACUGAAGGUCGAAGCUGUUAAAAUAAAGAAGACUCUGAAGAACUUGACUGUGACAGAAACACAGGAGGCAGUUUUCAACGUAGAGCUGACCCAUCCUGAUGUGAAAGGAGCUCUGUGGAUUAAAAAUGGUGUUGAACUUGAAUCGAAUGACAAAUAUGAAAUUUCAGUGAAAGGAACUGUUCACACACUGAAAAUCAAACAUUGUGUUGUCACUGAUGAGUCUGUUUAUAGCUUUAAGCUUGGAAAGAUAGGAGCAAAUGCCAGACUUCAUGUGGAAACUGUCAAGAUCAUCAAAAAGCCAAAGGAUGUGACUGCUUUGGAAAAUGCUGUUGUCUCCUUUGAACUGAGUGUGUCCCAUGAUACUGUACCAGUCCGAUGGUUCCACAAAAACGUUGAGCUUAAACAGAGUGAUAAAUACAAGAUGAUCUCUCAAAGGAAGGUUCACAAGCUUAUGCUGCAUAACAUAUCUCCUGCAGAUGCUGGGGAAUACACAGCACUUGUUGGGCAAAUUGAGUGUAAAGCAAAACUCUUUGUGGAAACCAUACACAUCACAAAGACCAUGAAAAAUAUUGAGAUCCCUGAGACCAAAACUGCUUCUUUUCAAUGUGAAGUUUCUCAUUUCAAUGUGCCUGCUGUCUGGUUGAAAAAUGGUGUGGAGAUUGAAAUGAGUGAAAAGUUCAAAAUAGUGGUCCAGGGGAAACUCCAUCAGCUCAAUAUCAUGAACACAAGCAGUGAAGAUUCUGCAGAAUACACCUUUGUCUGUGGAAAUGACAGAGUCAGUGCAACUCUGACCGUAAAACCCAUUCUAAUUACCUCCAUGCUAAAAGACAUUAACGCUGAAGAGAAAGAUACAAUAACAUUUGAAGUUACUGUUAACUAUGAAGGUAUUUCAUAUAAAUGGCUAAAGAAUGGAGUAGAAAUAAAAUCAACUGAUAAAUGCCAGAUACGAACAAAGAAGCUCACACACUCCCUCUCCAUAAGGAAUGUGCAUUUUGGUGAUGCUGCAGAAUACACUUUUGUUGCUGGAAAAGCAGCUUCAUCAGCCACUUUAUAUGUGGAAGCUCGUCACAUUGAAUUUAGGAAACAUAUCAAAGACAUCAAGGUUGUGGAGAAGAAGAGGGCUAUUUUUGAAUGUGAAAUUUCAGAACCAGACGUUCAGGUCCAGUGGAUGAAGGAUGGACAAGAACUUCAGAUUGGUGACAGGAUGAAAAUUCAGAGAGAGAAAUACGUCCAUCGUCUCAUCAUUCCUUCCACUAAAAUGUCUGAUGCUGGUCAGUACACUGUGGUAGCAGGUGGAAACACAUCCAGUGCCAAUUUGAUAGUGGAAGGUCGUGACAUUCGUAUCAGAAGCAUUCGUAAAGAUAUUCAGGUCAUUCAGAGACAAAGAGCUGAAAUUGAAUUUGAAGUCAAUGAAGAUGACAUUGAACCACAGUGGUACAAGGAUGGUAUUGAGAUCAACUUCCAGUAUGAGGAAAGAUACAGUUAUGUGGUGGAAAGGAGAGUUCAUCGAAUGACCAUCUUUGAAACCACUUACUCUGAUGCUGGAGAAUAUACUUUUGUUGCAGGACGGAACAGGAGUUCUGUUGUUCUCUAUGUGAAUGCUCCAGAGCCACCCCAGAUUAUUCAGGAGCUAGAGCCAACCACUGUGGAGUCUGGCAAACCUGCCCGCUUCUGUGCUAUGGUAUCAGGCAAACCCCAGCCCAAAGUUUCCUGGUACAAAGAUGAUCAACAGCUUUCUCCAGGUUUCAAGUGCAAAUUUCUUCAUGAUGCACAAGAAUAUACUCUAUUGCUGAUUGAAACUUUCCCUGAAGAUGCAGCAGUGUACACCUGUGAAGCAAAAAAUGACUAUGGAGUCGCUACAACUUCAGCUUCACUUUCAGUGGAAAUCCCAGAAGUUGUUUCUCCUGAGCUAGAAGUGCCAGUCUAUCCACCUGCUGUUAUAAUACCACUACGUGAUGCUGUUACAUCCGAGGGACAGUCUGCUCGUUUUCAGUGUAGAGUUACAGGGACAGAUCUGAAAGUCUCUUGGUACAGCAAAGAGAGAGAGAUCAAGCCAUCACGUUUUUUUAGAAUGACUCAGUUUGAAGACACUUACCAGCUGGAGAUUGCUGAAGCUUAUCCAGAGGAUGAAGGAAUCUAUACUUUUGUGGCUAGUAAUUCUGUAGGCCAAGUGACAAGCACUGCUACCUUGAAGUUAGAAGCUCCUGAAAAAAUUAUUCAUGAGAAGCUAGAGGAAGAGAUUGAAAUGGAAGUGAAAGAGGAGCACAGCAAGGCGAGCAUCGAGGGACCUGGGACAGCAGUGGUGCUGGCUUGCACCCAGAACCGUAAACCUACCUUCACACAGGGCCUCAAGUGUAGGUCUGUCUUGGAGGGGGACCCUGCACUCUUCCAGUGCAAGCUGGUGGCAUGCCCGGCACCACACAUGGCCUGGUUUCACAACAACCGGCCAGUCCACCAGGACUGCCGCAAGGUGAUCCGCACUGAGAGCGAGGAGCACACGCACCAUGCCAGCCUGGAGGUGCGGGAUGUGCGGGAGCAUGAUGCUGGCAGCUAUAGGGUAUUUGCCAUUAACAGUGAGGGCUCAGCUGAGUCCACUGCCUCGCUGCUGGUGGCACGCAGCAGAGAGCCGCAGGGCUUGGGUUUUGUGGGGAAAGCGGAGUGGAUGCGGGAGAACUGGGAGUGCCUUCUGCAGCAGCGGCAGGAGGACCGGCUGCGAGUGGUGCUCCGCUGCACUGGCUCGCCCUUUGACAAGAGGCAGGAAUCUGAGCAGUUGCUUGGAGCCCUCUCUCCAGCCCGGGGCAUGGUACGAACGGGCCUGCCACUGGCAGGGCCUCACCGUCCAGGGUUGGCAUGCGAUAGGGAGGGCAGCAGCACAGUGGUGGAUGCUGAGGAGCUGCUGGAUGAGGAGAUCCGUUGGAAACUGCAGCGGCUGCGGGAGGCAAAGAGGGCAGCGCUGAGAAAGAAGCAGGAAUCCCUCAUGUCCGUGCCCCAGGGGGCCCCUCCCGGGAAGCCCGGCCCGCUGCAGGCGGCUGCCACCAUGGACAGCUCAGAGCCCCUGGCAGUGCAGGAGGCGAGGGACUAUCGCAAGCCCAAGGAAGCGGGGAAGAGAUGGCAGAUACCAGGUGGGCUCCUGGAGCCCUGCCCACCCCUCUUUGUCCAGGAGAUCAAGCCCCAGGAGGCUGUCGAGGGGCACAGAUGCACCUUUUCCUGCCUCUUCCAUGGCCACCCCCAGCCCACAGUCACUUGGUACAACAACACCAAGCCUGUGGGACGCAUCCGGGGCACCGCCGUUCACACCACAGAGUGCCGCUCUACACUGACCUUCUCAUCCCUGCUCCCACAGCACGGUGGCACUGUCACCUGUGUGAUCUUCAAUCCACUGGGCACAGUCAGCACCUCAGCUGCACUCCAUAGACUGCCAAGUGCAGUUCCAGACUCAGACUUGCUGUCGUUGCCUGUGGAAAUCAAAAUCACUGCCCCUACUCCAACACCAGAGCAAGACACAGAGAUGAGGGAGAUCACGCGGCCCUCUCCAGACCAGGCUGCUCCCACCAUAAAGCACAAGUUCAAGUUUUCAUUUGAUGUGGGAAAUGAGCCGCCUCAAAUUGUGACGGAAGCCCCAGCACACAUUCAUUGCCAUGAAGGGCAGGCUGUGGUGUUGGAGUGUGCUGUGUCUGGGCAGCCCCCACCAGCUGUGGCCUGGUACCUAAAUGGCCAGAGCCUUUCUUCCAGCGAGAGGCUGGAGUUUGAGGAAGACAAGAAUGGCAUAUGCCGCUUACACAUCCAAGGAGUUUCUGUCAUGGAUGCUGGGCUGUAUUGUUGUGUGGCCAAGAAUGUGGCCGGCACAGCGCAGACUGCUUCUAAGCUGACAGUGCAGCCCAGUGCACCCAGGUUGUAUAGCAAGGAUGGAGGUACUGAGGAACUUCCUGCCAUGGACCAUGUUCUACACCUCCAAAGCCUCAGCACAUUUGGGAAGGAUGAAGAAAAACAGAUCACAUGCUCCAAGGAGGAGGAAGCCCACCUAAACUGGUCCCUGAGGCUGCCUCCGUCUUCUGGUGAGCAGUUGGAAGAGGAGCGUGAGAAAACUCCUCACUCCAGAGAAAGUGAGAUGGAGGAAACGAUGGUGCCGGAUAUCAUGGAAGUUUAUGCAAGGCAAGAAAUGGGUUAUACAGAAGAAAGUGUGAGGGAUACAGAUGGUAUUUCUGAGAUGGGGCAGCACAGAGGAAAAGCUUUCUCCAAGGAACACACCUUUGGAAUUGAUGCCACUGAGCCGCAUCCCAGCAUGUCCAGGGAAGAGCAUGAACUGGUGGCCACUGACUCAGGUCACUUCUCAGAGGAGUUGGAGGCUGAAGGAGACAAGGUGGUAGCACGUACAGGUAAUUUGUCCUGGGACAUCUUGAAGUCACCGUUUAUGGAAAUGAAAGGUCAAACACAUGCCUCUGAGCAGUCUGCUCUGGCAAGGGAGUGUGAGGAUUCACAAUUUUUCAUUCCUAUAUCACCUGUGGUGCAUGAGGGGAAUGAUGUUUACAUGGAGGAGAGUAAUGCCCUUGCCUGGGAGGCAAUGUCUCCUGAUGAGCCUCUUGUAGAAGAGCGAAGUGUGCCCCACCUGCAGGACAACAUUGCAAGCACAACCACAAAAGAGCAGUUUGGCUUUUAUGGCUUCUGUAUGGAAGAGCAGCAGGAGGAACAGGCCAAGGAGCAAGAGAGAUCAGAUGAUAUUGAACAGGACAUCGAGGUUGAUGAUCAUCUUUGUAAAGAAGAAUUUACUGAUGCUGGGGAUGCCACACGCUGGGAAAUGCACAAUGAUGGACAAAUGCUGCAAGAAGUGGAGUCUGAUGCAGGCAACUCUUCUUUGGAUCUAAUCCUCACUCCUCCUGGCAUAGAAAACCCAGGUCAGGAUUUUACUGAGGUUCGUCUAGAAGAAGUGCAUUUCAAAGAGCAGCUGUUGCCAUCUGAGACUGAUGAGACAAACAUCACAUUUGAUUUGGAGAAGUUUGUGGAGUCUCUCCCAGCUGCAGAGACUGUGGUCACAGAACAAGCACAAACUCUGGAGAGUGUGGAGGUAGGAGUGACUGGGCUUAUCUCCCCUGUGCAACAGCAUGAUGUGCUUGUGGAAGAAAUGUCGCUAAGUGAGGAGCUGCGUCAGAGCUACAGGAUGCAGCAGGAGGAGGUUGAUGCCCAGGAAGAGGCACAGCCAAAAGAAAUCAGAAGGGUUGAUUUGCAAAUCCCUGAUGGGGACCUUGGCAGCAUCAUGAUAUCUGCUGAAGAGGGAUCUUCUGCUGAAGAAAUUCAUGAGUCAGAGGUGAGUGUCUGUGGGGAGGAUUCACUUGAGGGACAAAUUCACAGUUUUCUGGUGGAAUCCACAGCAGAUUUCCAAAGAGGAGUGCAGGAAACACAUAUGUGGGAGACUGGGGAACGACUGGAGACCACAGACUCCCAGAGUGAUAGCUUCAUCAUCGACCUGAAAAAAGCUGCACGUGAAAAGAAACCCCAGGCUGGGCAUCAGGCUGAGGAGGAAGAACAUUCUGGAAUAGAAAAGGUCUUUGAGACAGGAAUGAGCAGCUCCACCUGUGAGAUAGAAAGAACAGAUUCCUCUGAGGAGAUGCUCAGGGACACCCAACAGGAACCAAACUCAACCAAGGGCUUCUCUUUUGGUCAAUUCCUACUUGGUUUAAUAACAGAUGAUCCUGUGGUACAGAAAGAGCAAAGGAAGGAGUCUUGGGGUAAGAAGAGGACUCCCACUGAGGAAGCUUCUGAGACUAGCCUGGAUGGAGAAGGACUGCAGGAGGAUAUUUCUGCAGGUCCAGAGCCCAGUGCUGGUCAAACCUCAGAGCUGGAGCCUGACUUGUCCCUGGCCAAAUAUUUAAGGUCAACUGGGAUGCAGGAAACUCCAGAUCUCAAAGGGACAGUUCAGAAGGAGCAGCAAGAGACUGUCACUUCACUGGAAGUGGAGGAGGUCACCUUCAGCAUGGUUUAUGACUAUUACAACAACCAACAGGAACUCACCCGGCCUUUCUCUCCUGAGUCGGAAAUGUCUAUAGAGCUGGAGAGCAGAAGUGGAGAGGAGUCACCUGAUUCAGACCGCUUCUACACACCUCCCUCCUCAGUGGAGGUCUUUGAAACCGCUUCAUCGACAUCCUACCACACACCGCUCAGCACGCCUGAGUGCUACUCCACACCGUCUGAGGGCUCAGGGUACAGUACACCACCCGAGCACUACUCCACACCAUCCGAGGGCUCAGGGUACAGCACGCCACCCGAGCGCUACUCCACACCAUCCGAGGGCUCAGGGUACAGCACACCACCCGAGCGCUACUCCACACCAUCUGAAGGCUCAGUGUACAGCACACCACCUGAGCACUACUCCACACCUUCCGAGGGUUCAAAAUGCAACACACCCUCAGAGCGCUACUUCACACCCUUCGAGGGACCUUGCUCUGCAUCAGGGGAUAGCACACCACCAGAGCGCUACCGGACACCCACUGGGGAGUAUAUGGACGCCCUGGCCAUGCUCCCCCUCUGUGACAGAAGGCAGCAGCCUCCAGACCAGCCACAGGCUGAGGUGUUUAGAACACCCUGUGAAGCCCUGAAGCCAUCAGGCAGGGAGGUGCCACCUGCAUUCCUCAAGGCAUUGAGCAGAAGGAGGCUGUAUGAGGGCAGCACGCUGAGCUUUGUGGCUGAGGUGAUGGGUGUGCCCAAGCCAGGAGUGAAGUGGUAUCAUAAUAAAUCUCUGUUGGAGGUGGAUGAGAGAGUGCAGAUAGAGGAGGAUGGGAACAAAUGCAUGUUGGAGAUCACUAACGUCCAGAAAGCUGAUGGAGGACAGUAUCUGUGCCAUGCAGUGAACAUUGUUGGGGAAGCCAAAAGUAUCACGCAGGUGGAAGUUUUGUCUGAAGAUGGGCGGUCGCUAGCACUGCCACCCCCUGUCACCCACCAGCAUGUUAUACACUUUGACCUGGAGGAAAACACAUCUUCAAGAUCACCUUCACCACAGGAGAUCCUCCUGGAAGUGGAGCUGGAUGAAAAUGAAGUGAAGGAGUUUGAGAAGCAGGUCAAAAUCAUAACCAGUCCUGAGUUUAGCCCAGAUAAAAAGAGCAUGGUUGUCUCCCUGGAUGUCCUUCCCCUUGCCUUGUUGGAGCAAGCUGCAGGCUUGGCUGCAGAGGAGAAUGAGGAUGUAAAAAUUGAUUUCCAAGUAACUGAAAUGCCUCCCCGCUUUGCUGUGCCCUUUGCAGAUGUUGAGGUGACAGAAGGCUUGGAGGCAGUGUUUGAGUGUGUGGUAACAGGUACUCCUGUCCCAGUAGUCCAGUGGUUCAGAGACGACACCUGUGUGACACCUGCCACAGGGAAGUAUGUUGUGAGUCAGAAGGAGGGACUUCACAGUCUGAAGGUCCAAAAUGUAGGUCCUUCUGAUGGUGGCUGUUAUCGUUGUCGGGCAAUCAAUAGACUGGGAGAAGCAACGUGCAAAGGCUCCCUCGUAGUCAUGGCUCAGCAGGGAGCAAGCGCUAAGGCAAGGAGUGAGACAGUCAUGGAGGAACGGGUUGAGUUUAGGGCAGAGGACUCGGAGAGCUGCAGCUUUGAGUUCCAGAUUACGGAAGUGCCUCCCAGAUUUCUGAGACUCAUUUCUGACUACAGUACAUUUAUAGGUGCCUCUACAUGCUUCCAGUGUCUGGUGACCGGAUCCCCCCAGCCAAGUGUCCGGUGGUACAAGGACGGGGUGUUGUUGGAAGGGGACAGGUACUGUGCUCAGGAAGAGCAGGAGGGUUCUCAUAGCCUUACUAUUGAAAACUUGAUGCGAAGUGACAGUGGGCAGUACAAAUGUGUAGCUACUAACAGGGCAGGAACUGCUGAGAGUUGUGCAGUGUUAACAUUAUACUAA